AUGUCUACCAGUGUCGGGUCUGCCAGCAGAAAAAUUGGCGACCAUGCACUUGAAAUGAACCCCCAGAGCACCACAACAGCCCAAAGCACCACAGCUUUUGACGAGAAGACCACUGUUCAUACAGACAAUGAGAAAUUUGAUACGGAGGCUCCACCAGAGCAAGAACUCAGCCCAGAAAAUGUAUACCGGACAGCAUCUACUGUGGCACCGUCUCAAAGGUCAGCCAGAAGAGACCCCACGCCGAAGGCAACACAUAUCCGGAGGGGGGGCCUCGAAGCCUGGUUGGUAGUCUUGGGCAGCUUCCUCGGCCUCUUUGGAUCGCUCGGCCUGGUCAACACAAUUGGCACUUUCCAAGCAUACAUCCAAACCCAUCAACUGAAGGAAUAUAGCUCAGGAACCAAUGGUUGGAUUUUUGGAAUGUUUGCCUUUCUCACUUUUUUUUGUGGAGUACAAAUCGGUCCCAUCUUCGACGCCCGAGGCCCUCGUCUUCUUGUCUUUGCUGGUUCCGUGAUUGAAAUGGCCAUGAUCAUCCUCGUCGGCUUCUGUACUGAAUACUGGCACUUUAUGCUGGUUAUUGGCGUGCUGGGUGGAGUGGGAGCGUCUCUGAUUUUCACACCCGCGAUCUCGGCGGUCGGUCAUUAUUUCUAUGAGAAACGUGGACUUGCAACUGGCAUUGCUGCCACCGGUGGCUCUGCCGGAGGUAUUGUCUUCCCUCUCGUUCUAGAAGCCCUCUUUCCCAAGAUUGGCUGGGGCUGGGCUACUCGGGUCGUCGCGUUGAUCUGCCUAAUUUCGCUAUUAAUUGCAAAUCUCUUGAUCAAGUCUCGACUCCCGCAGAAGCCAUUUUCCAAGGAGAACGUGCUUCCUGACUUCCGGAUCUUCCGAGACCCGCGAUUCGUACUUACCACCGCCAGCGUCUUCUUCAUUGAGUGGGGUCUUUUCGUGCCAAUUAGUUACAUCUCAUCCUACGCCCUCGACCAUGGUUUCUCUACCAAGUUCUCGUACCAGAUCAUUGCCAUCUUGAAUGCCGGCUCAUUUCUUGGCCGAUGGUUGCCCGGCUUUUUCGCUGAUUUCCUUGGUCGCUUCAACACAUUGAUCGCGACGGUAGCGCUCUGUGUGCUCUGUAAUGCCUGCCUGUGGCUUCCUGCUGGAGAUAGUAAGGCUCUAUUGAUCGUUUACGCCGUUCUUUUUGGGUUCUCAAGUGGCAGCAAUAUCAGCCUGACUCCAGUCUGUGUCGGCCAACUCUGCAAAACCGAAAACUACGGCCGGUAUUACGCAACUGCCUAUACCAUAGUGAGCUUCGGCACUCUCACCGGAAUCCCCAUCGCAGGUGAGAUCUUGGCACGCUGCAAUGGAUCCUACUGGGGCCUUAUCACCUUUACUAUCUGCUGUUAUGCGGCUGGCCUUGCAUGCUGUACUGCCGUCAAAGUCAUUCAAGUUGGCUGGCGUCACCCUCUCUCGAUCUAUUAA
Messenger RNA from Penicillium vulpinum, 1467 nucleotides. RefSeq names its product MCT family MFS transporter. The transcript is spliced from 3 exons. Gene Ontology annotation, cellular component: fungal-type vacuole membrane. The record is from RefSeq and is a predicted model, not a curated record. The coding region runs from base 1 to 1467 and encodes 488 amino acids. Lineage: Eukaryota; Fungi; Ascomycota; Eurotiomycetes; Eurotiales; Aspergillaceae. Gene Ontology annotation, molecular function: transmembrane transporter activity. Gene Ontology annotation, biological process: transmembrane transport.